This is a messenger RNA of Hemicordylus capensis (graceful crag lizard), 456 nucleotides long. It is a transcript of the gene NT5C, whose product is annotated as 5', 3'-nucleotidase, cytosolic. Lineage: Eukaryota; Metazoa; Chordata; Lepidosauria; Squamata; Cordylidae. Gene Ontology annotation, biological process: pyrimidine deoxyribonucleotide catabolic process. Gene Ontology annotation, molecular function: 5'-nucleotidase activity. The record is from RefSeq and is a predicted model, not a curated record.
AUGAGGCCAGUGCCAAAUAUAGUGCUGGUGAUGCGAGCCUGCUGUUCUGUUGCCCCAGUGUUGGACCUUCCAUUUUUAAGUGAAGAUGGAAUGGGUCUUACAAAAGUUAAAGUAGCCAGUGUGUAUGAGUUGCCAGGCUUCUUUCUUAGUUUGGAGCCUAUUCCAGGAACUAUUGAAGCAAUGCAAGUGAUGAUCAACAUGCCCGACUGGGUUGAAAAGCACUUGGGUCCUAAAUUUGUGGAGUGACUAAUUCCGACCAGAGAUAAAACAGUGUCAGCUGAUUUGAUCUUCAAUUACAAGGAUGCUGUUAUAGAUAUGGGAGUUAGAGGUGUAGAACCGAAUCUGAGUUGGGAGCACAAUUUGUUCUCUUGCUGCCAUAAAAAACAUCUAAAGUUGUAGCCACCAUGAAGGAGCUUGGAGUCCUGGAAAAUACUGAAAAGUAAAUGCUCCAAGUGA